AUGCCCUAUACACCGUCUGGCUUUUUCUGCGACCGGUUGAUCCGGGAACGAGAGAGGAGAGACGGGGAAGGGUCUCUGAACAAGCCCCUCCGCUUCAACAGCCAGGACUUCAGCGUCCUGAGACAGGAGUGCCUUGGGAGGAAGACCCUGUUUGAGGAUGACUCUUUCCCAGCCACUGUGGAGUCUUUGGGCUUCAAGGAGCUCGGACACAAGUCCAACAAGGUCAAGAACAUCGUCUGGAAGAGGCCCAAGGAAAUCUGUGAGAACCCUCAGUUCAUUGUUGGAGGAGCCAGUAGGACAGACAUCUGCCAGGGAGAUCUUGGUGACUGCUGGCUGCUGGCUGCCAUCGCCUGUCUCACCUUGAACGAGAAGCUUCUGUACCGCGUUGUUCCCCAGGAGCAGAGUUUCUCAGAGGGAUAUGGCGGCAUCUUCCACUUCCAGUUCUGGCGUUAUGGCGACUGGGUCGAUGUCGUCAUUGACGACCGCAUCCCGACCUUCAACAACCAGCUGGUCUUCACUAAGUCCGCCGAGAGGAACGAGUUCUGGAGCGCCCUGCUGGAGAAGGCCUAUGCCAAGCUUCACGGCUCCUACGAGGCCCUGAAGGGUGGAAACACCACCGAGGCCAUGGAGGAUUUCACCGGUGGAGUCACUGAGUUCUACGAGAUGAAGGAGGCUCCCAAAGAGCUCUACAAGAUCAUGAAGAAAGCUCUGGAGAGAGGCUCCCUCAUGGGCUGCUCCAUCGAUUCUCUGGUUCCUGCUCGUUUUGAGACUCGCACCGUGACGGGACUUGUGAAGGGUCACGCCUACUCUGUGACAGCAGUGGAGGAGUGCAAAGCGUCGCAGCACAAGGAGGCCAAAGUCCGUCUGGUGCGUCUCAGGAACCCGUGGGGUCAAGUGGAGUGGAACGGUCCCUGGAGUGACAACUCUAAGGAGUGGGCCACGCUCUCCAAGUCUGAAAAAGAGAAGCUGCAGCACCAGAGUGCCGAGGAUGGAGAGUUCUGGAUGUCAUUCGAGGACUUCAAGAAGAACUACACCAAGAUCGAGAUCUGUAACCUCACCCCCGACGCCCUGGAGGACGACAAGAUUCACAAGUGGACGGUUUCUGUGAACGAAGGUCGCUGGGUGAGAGGCUGCUCCGCUGGAGGCUGCAGGAACUAUCCAGACACUUUCUGGACUAACCCUCAGUACCGCCUCCGUCUGCUGGAGGAGGACGACGAUCCCGAGGACAACGAAGUGGGCUGCACCUUCGUGGUGGCUCUGAUGCAGAAGAACAGGCGGAAAGAGCGCAAGAUGGGAGCCAACCUGUUCACCAUCGGAUUCGCCAUUUACGAGGUGCCAAAGGAGAUGCACGGGAACAAGCAGCACAUGCAGAAAGACUUCUUCCUGUUCAGCUCCUCCAAAGCUCGCUGCAAGUCCUACAUCAACCUGCGCGAGGUGACCCAGCGCUUCCGCCUGACCCCGGGAGAGUACGUCAUCGUUCCCUCCACGUACGAGCCGCACCAGGAGGGAGAGUUCAUCCUGCGAGUCUUCUCUGAAAAGAGGAACACCUCAGAGGAGAUAGAGAACAGGAUCGAGGCUGAUCAUCCAGUGGUGAGUGCGUUUCUUUGCUUUUGCACUUGGAAAAGAUCUCCAGCAUUCUGUUUUUUCUUUCUACUUCGUGGCUCCAUGACGUCUCAGCCGGCGCCGGCCUCAGCGGGGGAAGAGAGCGAGGAGGACCAGCAGUUCAGGACUAUUUUUCAGGAGAUAGCCGGCGAGGACAUGGAAAUCACAGCCAACGAACUGAAAAACGUUCUCAACAGAGUGAUCACCAAACAUAAGGACCUGAACACGGAGGGCUUCAGCCUGGAGAGCUGCAGGAGCAUGAUUGCUCUGAUGGACAUGGAUGGGACAGGCAGACUCAACCUUCAGGAGUUCAGACAUCUGUGGAAUAAGAUCAAACAGUGGCAGGGAAUCUUUAAGCACUAUAACGCCGACCAGUCUGGUAGCAUCAACAGUUACGAGAUGAGGAAUGCUGUCAAUGAUGCAGGCUUCCGUCUCAACAACCAGCUGUACGACAUCAUCACCAUGCGCUACGCCAACGAGAACAUGAACAUCGACUUCGACAGCUUCAUCAGCUGCCUGGUUCGGCUCGAAGCCAUGUUCAGGGCGUUCCAGGCCUUUGAUCAGGAUGGAGACGGUACAAUCAGGCUCAGUGUCCUGGAGUGGCUCCAGUUGACCAUGUACGCCUAGACAGGCCACCUUCUCCCAGGUGAGCUCCACUCCACACGAGGACCAGACCUGCCAGCCGUUACCUCAACAUUCAGUGUGCCCGAUCGUCGUUAGCUCUCAUCCACUUCACCUCCCCCUCAAGUCCCAACAUCCUGCUUCUUCCAUCUUCACCUCUUCAGUUUUACUUGCCUCUAUCUCGGUCUCAGGCAUUUCCUUUUCUCUGCUCUUGUCCUCCCAUUACCAUCGAAAAAAAACAAAUAUCAGUCUUGAAAAACACUUGUACGGUACUUUUCUCAGGCAUCAAACACACACAACCUCUUUUUUUUUUCUGUCACAAUACCUCACAGACCUCCAUCUAACAACCCCCCUUUGUGUUCUUCUUCUGUUAUCAAACUGAGCAGCAAGGUCAUUUUUUUUUCCUGUAUUCAUUCCCGUGAACUGGGCUCUCUGGUGGACAGUGAAUAAACUUGUGAAUCACUCUAACAUCCCGUUAUACUUCUGAUAAAACACCAACAACACUUUCUGCAUGGUCUCCUCAGGCCUCCCAAACACAAUCUCUCUGCCCCGCAUCUUGUUUUUAAUCACUUAUUUUUGUGAAUUAAACGAUCCUGCUUGGAUGUUUGUGGGCUCUCAGUAAUCAGUCACGUCACCAGUCGGCAAAUCUCAGGCUUCUUUUGUUCAUCUCAACGCCCCCCCGCCACCCCGCUCUCCUCUCCCCUUCCUCCUCCUCCUCCUCGACAACAUGUCCAAGUCUGCCUGUGUUUCAGCUCUUCAUGUGGAUGGAUGAGAUUUAAGAACAAAACUGUGGAGCUGACAAGUUUUUACAAAGAAACAUCGACGUUCGAGGUUCAGAUAUGGAUUUGAAAGAAUAUGGCUAAUGGGUUGGACUGCAGCUUUUUUGUGAUUUUUUUUUUCCUUCUUCCUAUUAAGGCUUUGGUCAAAAUGAGUGUACUGCAAUUUUUAACCAUUUUAACCCAAUAAAUAAAUUUGUAGUUAUUGGUUUG
Acanthopagrus latus (yellowfin seabream) is the source of this 3212-nucleotide messenger RNA. RefSeq names its product calpain 3a, (p94) (gene capn3a). Gene Ontology annotation, molecular function: calcium-dependent cysteine-type endopeptidase activity; calcium ion binding. The transcript is spliced from 21 exons. Gene Ontology annotation, biological process: negative regulation of apoptotic process; proteolysis. NCBI's taxonomy places the organism in Eukaryota, Metazoa, Chordata, Actinopteri, Spariformes, Sparidae. Bases 1 to 2229 code for a protein of 742 amino acids. The record is from RefSeq and is a predicted model, not a curated record. Gene Ontology annotation, cellular component: cytoplasm.